Scatophagus argus is the source of this 2941-nucleotide messenger RNA. RefSeq names its product carnitine O-acetyltransferase b (gene cratb). Bases 372 to 2225 code for a protein of 617 amino acids. The record is from RefSeq and is a predicted model, not a curated record. Gene Ontology annotation, cellular component: peroxisome. NCBI's taxonomy places the organism in Eukaryota, Metazoa, Chordata, Actinopteri, Scatophagidae. Gene Ontology annotation, biological process: carnitine metabolic process, CoA-linked. The transcript is spliced from 15 exons. Gene Ontology annotation, molecular function: carnitine O-acetyltransferase activity.
AGUUGCGGUACUGCACCUGAAGUUUCGAGUCACGUCGCUGUUUACGGAAACACUUUUACGUCAACACGUGUGUGGACUUGUAGCGUCACUCCAGCUCAGUUUUGUACGUGAAUCUUCGCAUGCCCGCUGUUGUAAGGAACAAAACACCCAGAAGGCUGCCUUUACCGCAUGCACGGAUGUUUCCAAACUGAGAUCCAUCGAGCGAUGAGGACUCUCAUCUGUACCCGCCAUGGAGAAGUAGGAGGAGGGCCGGGCUUCAUUUUGACCGUCUGACGCUGUGGAGCUUGUGCAAAAGUUAUCAGAACAUAAAAGACGAGUCUGCUUUUAGUAACGCACAUGCAAGACGAAGCGGAUUUGUGAUUUGAGGAAAAAUGAUUUUGAGGAGAAUUCAAGCGGGACCCUGCAGAGCGUGGCUGUCUCGGGUGUCACUGAGGCAGGAGUUGUGUUUCUUCUCCUCCGUGCCUUCCCAGCCGGUGCCCCCUCUGGCCCAGACCCUGCAGGGCUACCUGAGGGCUCUGGAGCCCCUGUUGCCACCCGAGGAGCUCAACCACACCCGCAGGAUGGUGCAGGAGUUUGGCAGGCCGGGCGGACUGGGUGCACAGCUGCAGGAGGCGCUGGAGAGGAGAGCCAGACACACCAGGAACUGGAUCUCACCUUGGUGGGUGCAGUGGGCGUACUUGGAGAGCAGACAGCCGUUGCCUGUGCACUCAAACCCGGCCAUCUCUCUGCCCAGGAGAGAUUAUAAUGGCUGGAGGAGCCAGCUAGUGUUUGCAUCCAAACUGAUAGCAGCAGUUCUGGACUUCAAGGCCAAAAUCAACACCGGCCAGCUGCCAGUCGAGUACAUGCGAGGGCAGCCUCUGUGCAUGGAGCUCUACCCGCUCCUCUUCUCCUCCUGCAGGAUCCCGGGUCCCAAACACGACUACAUCGCCCACCACGGCCGCUCCCGCCGCUCGCCGACACACAUCACCGUCGUCAGGAACUACCAGUUCUUCCAGUUGGAGGUUUACAACAGCGACGGGUCCCGCAUGACGGAGAGUCAGAUCCACAGUCAGCUGCUGAGGAUCAGGUCUCAGUCCUGGAAGACGGACAAAGAGCCCAUGGGCAUCCUGACCAGCGAGCACCGCCACACCUGGGGAGAGGCCUACAACCGCCUGCUGAGAGAUAAACUAAACAAGGAAUCAGUACGGCUGAUAGAGACGGGACUUUUCUCCUUGUGUCUGGAUUCUCCAGUCAUGAGGAUAUCAGAUGAGAAGUACGCCAGCCGUAAGGCAGCGCAGGUCCUGCAUGGGGGCGGGACGUUCUCCAACAGUGGAAACCGUUGGUUUGAUAAAACGCUGCAGUUUGUGGUGGGCGAGGACGGCUCAUGGGGUCUCCUGUAUGAGCAAGCCACCGCUGAGGGUCCGCCCAUCGCAACCCUGCUGGAUCACAUCCUGGAGUACUGUGAGAAACCAGACCCAAAGAGAGCCCCGCUGGUCCCUCUGCCGAUGCCCAAGAAGCUCUACUUUCACAUAGACCGAGACAUCAAGAGGGACAUUGAGCACGCCAAGCAGAACCUCGAUAUACUGAUCAACGACCUCGACGUGAACGUGUUCAACUUCAAGAGGUUUGGCAAGGAGCUUCCCAAGCGGCACAAGCUGAGUCCACACUCCUUCAUCCAGGUGGCCCUGCAGCUCGCCUACUACAGAGUCCACAAUGAGGUCUGCGCUGCCUGCGAUAUUGUCUCUCAGAGGGUGUUUCGAGGAGGACGGACGGAGUAUAUCCGCUCGCCCACAAGUCAGACGCUCAAGUUCAUUCUUGCCUUUGAUGAUCCAUCUGUAUCGCGGGAGGCAAAGAUAGAACUGUUCAGAGAAGCCGUCGAUGCUUACGCGGCUCUGACUGAUCAGGCAUUUAAAGGACACGGCAUUGAACGCCACCUGCUGGGCCUCAAGCUGCAGGCCAUCGCUGAAGGACGCAGUAUUCCCAAAAUCUUCAUGGAUACAGCGUACGGCCUGGCAACGCAUUGGAAACUCCGAACAGGGCAGGUGCCUGCUAACACAGACAGCGUGAUGUGUUUCGGGCCCCUCGUUCCCGACGGCUACGCCAUUUGCUACAACCCCCAGGCAGACCACGUCCACUUCUCCAUCACCGCCUUCAACUGCUGCGAGGAGACGCAUGCAGAGACGUUAGCACUCACCCUGAAGGACACGUUGUGUCAGCUACAGGAGCUCCUGCAGCCUACUGUGUAGAGCUGCUCCAGUCCAACAGGUUAAACCCACUCUUCUCCACCUGGGAGAAAAAAAAAACACUAUUUUCUUAUUAUAACAAUUUUUUUGUAAGAGUCUUGAUGAGGUUUGUUUUUCAGGUGCAUGUUCUCUUCUGCAUGCCACGUUGCUCUUCGCGAGAGCAGACCAUAUUGAAGACUGAACACAACGUCUCUGAGGUGCUUUUGUUUCCGUUUUAAAAGCUUUCGAUGAAGCGUUGAGUCACUUUCCUUUUCUAGCAAAAGCUGAGGAAGCAAGCUGCAUCAUAGUCGCUACAAUAUUGCUAAUGCUAGGAUACCUCUGGGCGAAAACAAAGCAAAGUUAAAGCCAGCCUGACACUCCAUUAUUAAUCAGAGCCAGCAAGAAAAAAAGUAUUUAAACCGACUGCACUCCCUUCACCAGCCACCAGGUGACCAGCGGCCUCUUUAGUCCCUUCUACUGAGACUGGGUUUCAUUUGUCGCACUGCCAGCAGGGUUCAAAUGUUUGUAGAACCCAAUGAUAUUGUAGCUUUACACGUCUGUUUGAAGUGGACCAAAAAAAAAAAAACCCAAAAACAGAGAGCUGAUUAUCAGUGGUGACUAUGCAUGUUCAUAUUUACUGUAUUUUGAGAUGAAUGUCAAAAGGCUUUUGCCGCCUCACUGGGGCGUGUUUUUCUGCUCUCGACCUGCAGGACUGGUUAAUAAAGCCUGUUAUCACUUGA